Lacerta agilis (Sand lizard) is the source of this 448-nucleotide messenger RNA. It is a transcript of the gene SMIM20, whose product is annotated as small integral membrane protein 20. Gene Ontology annotation, cellular component: mitochondrial inner membrane. The coding region runs from base 72 to 275 and encodes 67 amino acids. NCBI's taxonomy places the organism in Eukaryota, Metazoa, Chordata, Lepidosauria, Squamata, Lacertidae. The record is from RefSeq and is a predicted model, not a curated record. The transcript has 3 exons. Gene Ontology annotation, biological process: mitochondrial respiratory chain complex IV assembly.
CGGAGGCGGAAGGAGUUUCCUCCGAGGGCGGAAGGGGAGAGAGAUCGUGCUCGGCUCCGCGGCGUCUCCUCAUGGCUCGCGUGCCACGCACGCUGCUGAUCUUCGGCGGCUUCGUGGCCGUGCUGGGGGCGGCCUUCUACCCCAUCUACUUUCGGCCCCUGAUGCACCUCGAGGAGUACAAAAAGGAGCAAGCAAUAAAUCGAGCUGAUGUUAUACAAGAAGAUGUUCAGCCUACAGGAUUAAAAAUAUGGUCUGAUCCAUUUGGAAGAAAGUAAGGACUUCUUUGGGUGGGAUCUCACCAAUGAAUGUAUUUUUCCUUAUUCCAUCAGUGAUGCUCCUAGUUCUUUGAGUCAACCAAGAUCAUGCAGAAAAAGGACUCCACACAUGGAAUUGUUUUAUAAUAACACUUUACAUAAAGAGCAGUAGCAGCUGCUGACUCUCAAGAUAU